Molecule: messenger RNA, 966 nt
Organism: Lolium perenne
Lineage: Eukaryota; Viridiplantae; Streptophyta; Magnoliopsida; Poales; Poaceae
Source: RefSeq, a predicted model, not a curated record
AUGGAGAUGGAACAAAUCAUGAACUUCCUGUUGCAGACUGAGAGGGCCCCCAGUGCCUCUGAAGAUCCGGCUGUCCUGCCCAUCAUCGGUCCGGUGAGAGUUGGAAAGAGCACCCUAAUCGAGCACGCUUGUGACAAUCAAAGGGUGCGCAACCACUUCUCUCAGAUUUUGCGUUUCAGUGGCGAUGACCUUAAGGAUGCAAGUUUAGAGACCCUGAGAGAUGGAGGUAGAAUCAAGCAUCAAAACCAUGGUAUGGGCGGUGGAAGGACACUGAUCAUCAUUGAGGUAGUUUUGGAUAUCGAAGAGUCUGCAUGGAAAAUAUUGUAUUCAGCUGCUAGAAGUUGCAUCGUGAGCGGCAGUAAGAUCAUAGUCGCUAGCCGGUCUGACAAGAUCGCAAGUUUUGGAACCACACAGCCUAUCAGACUGCAGUUCUUUACACAAGAAGCAUACUGGUACUUCUUCAAGGCGCGUACUUUUGGGAGCACGAGGGUGGAGGACCACCCGAAGCUCGCAGCCAUGGCCAUGGACAUUGCCGGGCUGAUGAAUAAGUGCUUCAUGGGUGCAGCCAUUUUCACUGGACUACUGAAAGCAAACUUUAACCUCCAUUUCUGGAGCAUGGCCCUUGAAUUCCUCAGGAAUAUCAGGCAGAAGAAUAUCUUGCUAUAUGGCGAACGUUUUGCUAAUGGUUGGCAGUUCGAGGAGCCCGUAUAUCUUAGGAGAGCAAAGAAAACUUCUUCUGAAUGCUUCGCAAUUUUUGCUAUUUACCAAGCUUGUUCUGAUGACACUGAACCUGAAGAUCUCGAGAUGGUUAGCGUGCAAGACCUCUGCUUUGGAAGUGUUAGGCCUCAAGGAAAUUUCAAGGUCCAUGCGUGGACAUCUCAUUUGCCGCCUCACUACAACUACAUGUUCCACUGUGGGAUACAGAGGCCAGAGCGUAUGGUCGCCAACAUGACGAGACACAAGUAG